UCAUUAAUUGAACAAAAAUGAACUGGCGUCGACGAGCUCUAGUCCAAUAAAUUGAAAUCCAUUAACAAGAAGGCUCGGAGCGUGAGAAAUUCUCUUCCACCAUCAAUUCCAUGGAAUCGCGAGCAGCUGCCCAUUCAUAGCUGCCGGGAAAGGUCAGCCUUCUGUCGGUGACGAAACUGCUGGCCGUGAUUUGUGACCUUCGCACUUGGCCCGUGGGCCUCUGUUCGCACUGACCCGACCUUAGGUUCACCUUGGAUGGCCCGACUGGCCGCUCAUUCUCGCCAGACAUGGUGUGCUGGACACACGUGCUCGUCACCCUCGCGCUUCUCAGCUCCGCAACCCUCGCCGGCUUUUCGCGGCGGCAAACCAAAGUUCCUAAGUCGCUACCCUUCCCAUGUCACCACGCGGAACAGUUUCGGUCGUUGCAGCGGCCGAAUUCCGUACACAAACUGAUGCCUGGUGACAUCGAUGUGGUGGCUGCAAUGGGCGACAGCCUCACAGCCGCCACUGGAGCUGUGGCCGAAGACAUCUACAGCGUCAUUUCAAUAGAAAAUCGCGGAAUGUCAUUUUCCAUAGGUGGGCAAGGGACGUGGCGCGAGUUCCUCACCGUGCCUAACAUUCUGAAGAACUUCAAUUCGAACCUGACCGGCUUCUCGGUCGGAGACGGACACUCAGAAAGCCGGAGCUCGCGUUUCAACGUCGCUGUCAAUGGGGCAAUGGACCAGGACAUGGAAUUUGCCGCCGCUACCUUGGUGCGGCGAAUGCAGGCGGAUCACACGAUCGACUUCAAAAACGAUUGGAAGAUGAUAAACGUUUGGGUCGGGACGAACGACAUUUGCAGCGAUUUCUGCUACGACGGCAGCCAGGGUCCGAAUGGGCACUUCCUGAAUUUGCAGAAGACCCUGGACUACCUGCACCAACACGUGCCGCGUGCUUUCGUCAACCUCAUCUCCGCUCCGUACAUUCCGGCGUACGCUCAGAUGAGGGGCGAUGAACCGACCAUGUGUCUGACGAUGCUGCCGUUCAUGUGCUCGUGUCUGUUUGGCAUCAACCACCCGGCCAAGAUGAAGAACGUGACCAAAGCCACCCGAUACUUCCAGAUGGUGGAGCAGGCGCUGGUGGAAAGCGGCAGGUACGACACGAGAGAUGACUUCACUGUGCAGUACCAGCCGACGUUCAAGAAGCUCAAGUUUCCCAAGUACCGAGACCGCCGAACCGGCGUCGAGCACACUGACUACUCGUACCUCGCGCUUGACUGCUUCCACUAUUCACAGAAGUUCCACGCCGUAGGUGAGAUAGAAAGAUGAUUCACCGCAAUAAUAAAUUCAAUAAUUGACCCACGAAGUCAUCAGCAGAGACAUAUUUAUCGUAAUUAUAAUAAUAUUGUUUGUUUUGCGUCAUUUAUUUAAUUUAAAUGCGCGCAAUUAAAUCAGAAAAAAAUAAACGCAGCGGGGAUUUUUUGGAGUUAAUUCAAAGAUAUGGUUUUCAUUUGGUGUACUUGCGUGUAUUUUAUUAUCGUGUUUGUGUCACUCUGUUUUUAGGAAGAAUGGAACUAUCCCUUUUUAUACAUCCUUCGACUUAUACAGGAAAAAAUGCUUGUUUCAGCCGCCAACACAUUUUGGAACAAUUUGCUGGAGCCACCAGGGCAGAAGAUCAGUGAAAUGGGUCCUCUAUUUGAGCACUUUGAAUGUCCCACCAAGGAGCGGCCGUUCUUGGCCACGCAUCUCAACAUCAAGUGAGAGCAUUAAGAAGCGUGUUCAAUAUAUAUUAUAUUUAUUUUUAAUUUAUGUCAUGUGAACAUUUGAGCCUAAAUCAAAAUAAAACAAAGAGAGCUAUCCAACCAAUUGCUGCGUGCCAAAUAACAACCUGUGGUGAUUUUUAUCUUAGAAAAUGUCUUUUCUUUCUUUUUUGUACUUGGAAUAUGUGUGUGUGUGUGUGAUUAAUUGUUGCAAAUUUUUAGCCUAGCCUUUUGCAGGCCUCUUUUCUAUGGUAACUAAUUCCGGGCCUGCAGAGGUAGUCCAAUGGCACUGAUUCGGGGGAGGAAGGCUAGGGGCUGCGCGGGGGCCGCCGCGGGCUCCGAGUCGGGGGCCUCACGGCCUCUGUCGGCCGCGUGUGGGGACCAGCAGGGGUCGUGAGGGUCAAGUCGAAGCCGGCCGCUGGCGAUUUAGUUCAGGUUCUUUUGGAUCCAGGGCAGGAAACUGGUCACGCGCGUGUACACGCCGGGGUAUUGGCCCUUGCCGCAGCCGAUGCCCCAACUCACGACGCCCACUUGCGUCCACCGGCCGUUGUUCACCAUCAGGGGGCCACCACUGUCACCCUGAAAUCACACAAAAAUGAACUAAUCAUUU
Molecule: messenger RNA, 2348 nt
Organism: Neocloeon triangulifer
Lineage: Eukaryota; Metazoa; Arthropoda; Insecta; Ephemeroptera; Baetidae
Product: phospholipase B1, membrane-associated-like
Exons: 7
Coding region: 288-1307 (339 amino acids)
Biological process (GO): phospholipid metabolic process
Molecular function (GO): glycerophospholipase activity
Source: RefSeq, a predicted model, not a curated record